AGCCUAACCUGUUCAACCUGUCUGCACCGGGAUGACAAGAGUGGGUGGAUGAAUUCUGCAACAGUAAGGAAACGGACAAGGAGAAGAAGAAGGAGGAAGCCAUGGAGGCUGACAGCACAGAGGACAUUGAGUCUCUCAUGGAGGAUAUGGAUUACAUCCCCGGCCACUUCCACCUAGACCUCAACCUCAACUGUGACCCAGUCGGGCCUGUGAAGCUGAGACUCAGGGACACUUAUCUAAAACAGGAGAGCCUGCGAGGCGAGCUCGAGGCUGAAGCUGGAUAUCUACAGUACGCCGUCCGAAAUCUGCUGGGUCUGCUGGCUUUUCACCUCGAACAGCUGGACACAGCCGAGGAAAUAUUCAGGAGCAUUUGUAAAGAAGAUCCUGGUAACCUCAAUGCCUGGGCCAACCUGGGCUAUGUGUACGACAAGCUGGGGAGAGAGCUGGAUGCGGGGGAGUGUGUGGAGAAAGUGUCCCAAUUUAUGGGCUUAGAUGCUGGAGAGGCCUCUCAGGAAGAGAUCAGGCUCCUGGCGUCCCGUUGCCUGGCGGAGCAGGCCUAUGUGCAUCCCCAUGAUGUGGAGCUGGACAACGAGGAGGACCUGAGAGAGAGGCUGACAGCAGCUUUGAGACUUUACAACAGAGCCCUGGACUAUGGGGAUCAGCUGAUACCACUUGAGGAAAAACGAAGCUGGUAUUUUAAAAUGGCAACCAUCUAUAUAAGACUGGACGACAUAGUAAAGACCAAAGACGACUCUGAAUACUCCAGACUCUCUCACUACAAUAAGGGACUGAAGCUUCUCAAAGAAACCCUUGCAUCUGAAAAAACACGAAACAAAGCUCUUGCCUGGUGUUACGUUGGCAUCAUGUUGGAGAGGAAGGAAGAAUUCACCACUGUGCCCAUGUCUAUACACGACUGUGGCUACUCAGCCUCUGAACCUCUGUCCUGCUAUGGAACUGCUAUAAACUUGGCCAGCGAUGAUGCAUUCACCCUGAACCUUCUGGCAAAGGUUUUCUUUCUGUUGGGCAAACAUGAGAUGGCCACAGGGAUCUGCAACAUGGCCUUAAACGUGCUCCCAGACCCAGAGCUCAACUGGGAGGCCUACUGCACCCGUGCCAAGAUCAAUAUGAUGCUCUAUGUCAGGGACCUGGAAAAGGCAAAACAUGGUCUUGGAGGGAUCCCAGACCGACAGAAUCUAACUGAGGCCAGAAAAGACUUGGACAAGGUCCUGACUGUACAUCCAUGUCUGCGGAUUCAUCUAGAGAUGGCACAGGUUUUCUACUACAUGGGUGUAGAUGCACUCCAGGAGAGUCUUUUAGUGGAUGAGGGGGCAGUGAACAGUGCAUUGGUGAGCCUGUCCCAUGCCCUUCAGUAUGAGCUGGGUGACACCUUGCCGGACCUCCACAUACUCAGAGGACGCUGCCUCCUGCUGAAGGGCGAGGAGCAGAAUGCUGCAGACUGCUUCAAACAGGCUUUGGAGUUAGAGAGACCAGGGGGCACGGACACCACAGCCCUGCGCUGCCUCCUACACGUCCUACUGGCUCUGUUCAUGCAGGGUGGCCCUGACCCAAGCCUCGCCAUCACCCAGCUGGAGCUGUGGGUGCAAAAGGCUGAGGAGAAGUACCCUGGGGACAUCGUGAAGGCCGAGCUGAGGUGCCUUUACAGGAAUCACACAGCAGAGGUCACAGAGUUAUCCAGGGCUCUGAUCAGGACAGGUAGACUGGACCUAGUGAGAAGGCUACUGGAAACAGUGGUGCCUAAACAGCUGGUUAAGAAGAGACCACUGGGAAAGUCUUUCUCCUUUACAUGAUGCAAAUAUGGGACUUUAAAUGAUAUACAGGCAUGUGACAUGCAGUAAUUAAUGAAAUUCUUGACACCAUUUCACAGAUAAAAAUGAACAGCGGUGGUGCAGUGCAAUGUGAUUAAGCUGCCUUUACUCUAACUGUGUAUGUUUUAAGCCACAAUUCUUCUAUUAUUAACGUGUUUAAUACUUUAAUUGGAAGAACAACUUAAAGGUUGGAUCUACAGAGCAGCCUACAGUUACAGUGUUAGCACAGAUGGAUAUUUCUUUUAAGCUUGCUUUAUGAUGGAAUAUAUGAUAAGUAUAUAAGUUUUCAUGCCAAAUAAGAUGGUCACAACUUUUUGGAGUGUUUAAGUGGAAGAGUCAAUGGUUGAGUGUAUUGAUAAUGAUAUAGCUAUGGUCACGAGGCUCCACUGGCCCUUCGACAGUGGCCAUAUAAAUGACUGCGACUCAGAGUCAGUCUCACAGCCCAACAAACGUAUUCUUAUAUCUGCUUAGUAAUAUUUAAAUGAUGCAAGACUACCUCUCCUCAUCCCAGCAGGAUGAAAGUUUCUGUUUUGGUGCAAAAGGAUUCAAUCACAAGCAUUUAAUAACUUUAAAAUGGCUAUGAAUAAAGGUUUUUGAAUCACUCACUAUGCAAUCUAUUGUCUUGAUCUAUAAAACUGGAAUAACAGAGCACCAGGGUUGACUGAAUGGUUUGAGUCUGAACAUGCUUUGGCUUUUACAGUCACCAGAUCCCCAACACAACACCUCUGGGAGACUUUGGAGUGUGUUAGACUGAGCAAAAAUUAAUUUUUGUGUGUUAAACUGUAAAAUCCUUUCAGCUGAGUUCCAGAGACUUGCAGAAUAUGUCUUUGUUUUGGACAGCAGAGAAGAGGAAUGACGGACUUAUUGUAUUUCUUGUUCACAAAUUCCCUGGUUAAAUAAAAAAAAAAAAAAAAAAGGAAAACUAAAAAAGAUAAGGGUCAUUAUGUGAAAUAUCCUCAAUGUUUUGUGUUGUAAAAUGUGUAUUUAAUCCCUCUUAAAGCCAGUACAAUCAGCACAAUUUGGAUUUUGUCUUGCCCCUGUGAUGGUAUCAGUGUGACACUGGAUGCCAGUUUGAUUCAUAAACUAGUGCUGCUCAUUGUCGUUGUCAUUUUGGAAGAGAGAGAGCACUCAGUCUUGGUGUCAAUAAAAAGAUUCCUACAAAAACUUUCUGAAAAAAAUUGCUGAAGUGUAGGGCUCACAUAUAUAAAAAACACACAGGGAAUGUUUGUCCUCUCUGGUUUUCUGCAGGACUUCUAGGUUUGGUGCCACUGCUACCACUACACAGACCCUCCAACUCUGCUGGAUGAAACAUUAAAACGUCUACAACUGUGUGCUGGUGUAACAAAAUGUUGGAUUCCCAUGUGGUAUCUUAAGACAUAAUUAAAGUUGCCAAGAGUACGGCAUGCAUGA
Dicentrarchus labrax (European seabass) is the source of this 3236-nucleotide messenger RNA. It is a transcript of the gene ttc22, whose product is annotated as tetratricopeptide repeat domain 22. Gene Ontology annotation, molecular function: protein binding. The coding region runs from base 102 to 1808 and encodes 568 amino acids. The transcript has 9 exons. The record is from RefSeq and is a predicted model, not a curated record. NCBI's taxonomy places the organism in Eukaryota, Metazoa, Chordata, Actinopteri, Moronidae.